This is a messenger RNA of Acomys russatus (golden spiny mouse), 688 nucleotides long. RefSeq names its product elongin B (gene Elob). Lineage: Eukaryota; Metazoa; Chordata; Mammalia; Rodentia; Muridae. Gene Ontology annotation, cellular component: VCB complex; elongin complex. The coding region runs from base 87 to 443 and encodes 118 amino acids. The record is from RefSeq and is a predicted model, not a curated record. The transcript is spliced from 4 exons. Gene Ontology annotation, biological process: transcription elongation by RNA polymerase II. Gene Ontology annotation, molecular function: protein binding.
GCGGAGCACGCCGGGCCGCGCUUUGACUGCCGGGAAGGGGCGGAGCGCGGCCGCGCCGGCGCGUCGAGCCAGAAGCAGCCGCCGGGAUGGACGUGUUUCUCAUGAUCCGGCGCCACAAGACCACCAUCUUCACGGACGCCAAGGAGUCGAGCACCGUGUUCGAGCUGAAGCGCAUCGUCGAGGGCAUCCUCAAGCGGCCGCCGGACGAGCAGCGGCUGUACAAGGACGACCAGCUCCUUGAUGACGGGAAAACUCUGGGCGAGUGUGGCUUUACUAGCCAGACAGCACGGCCACAGGCCCCUGCCACAGUGGGCCUGGCCUUCCGAGCAGAUGAUGCCUUUGAAGCCCUGCGCAUUGAGCCCUUCUCCAGCCCUCCAGAGCUUCCAGAUGUGAUGAAGCCACAGGAUUCUGGAGGCAGUGCCAAUGAACAAGCUGUGCAGUGAGGGCCCCAGGGCCACCCCCUAGAGACCCAUUCCCCCCAAUAAAAAAAAGAUUUGGCUGUCUAUCUGGCUCAUUUUUCUCUUGCUCACUUUUCAGAAAGCUUACAAGACCAUCCUGUUCUCUGGCCAAACUGAACACUAGGACUGAAAACCCAGCCUAGGCCAGUCUGUUGGCCAAGAGACUCCAGAGUUUCUCUGUACAGCUUUGGCUGCCCUACAACUCAGCUCUGUAGAAGCUCUGCUUCCCU